This is a messenger RNA of Racocetra persica, 231 nucleotides long. Lineage: Eukaryota; Fungi; Glomeromycota; Glomeromycetes; Diversisporales; Gigasporaceae. The record is from the annotation of a GenBank genome assembly.
AUAUCGAAACUGAAACAAUUGAAGCAAAAAAAGCAAGCGUAGCUCGCUCUGUACGGAUCAACACCAACAUCAGCACCAGAGUUGCUGGGAACAGUACUACCACCAAAGGCAAGAACAACGCUGGCACCAGAAUAAGCAGUAACGUCAUUGACCUUGAGUCAAGCGUUGAAUACGAAAGUGAUAGCUUAAGCUCAGACAUUUCUGAAGUUGACUAUGACAGCCAAGGAGAUG